CAGCUUCUCUGGGCAACCUGUGCCAGGGCCUCACCACCUUCACAGGGAAGAAAUGUCUCUGAGUGAGGUGGGAGGUCUCUGGAUGAGCUGGGGGUGUCUCUGACACGGGAGGUUCAAACACCUGCUACCCUGGCGUUGUUUCAAGGGAUUUGCAGCAGUCAAUGAGGGGAGUGGCUUGGAUCCAGUGGAGCUUCUAAGCCCUGGGAUGAUAAAUUAUGGGUGUUUCUGCAGCUCAGUUGUUGUUACUGGCCUGACCUGUAGUCAGUUCCACGCAGCUUUAAUGCUGUUCUUCAUCUUAAGAGUUUUGAUCUUCCCAUUGCUCUCAUGGAAGAAGCACUCUGUCAUGUUUUGCUCUUCCCUAAACUGAGUUUCUGUGUUUGAAACCCUGACUCUAUUGAAAACUGCCCUGGGGAAGAGGAGUUCUCUCCUACAAAUGCCAAAUGUGUCACAUUCCAAGGUGGCUGUACUCUGGAGGAGUUUUUAAUUCCCUUGCUGUGGGGGCUCUGUGGCACCUCCUGUGUCUGUGCACAAGUGUCAUUUUGGAAGGACCUGAUGUUUUGAAGAGACCUGUGUUAACAGAGGCAAAGCAGAAAGAGUGAGAGGAGGGGAAAGGACAGCUCCAGCAGGAGAACCACAGAAUCCCUGAAUGCUUUGGGUUGGAAGGGACCUUAAAAGCCCAUCCCGUUCCACCCCCUGCCAUUGAGGGGACACCUUCCACUAGCCCAGGUUGCUCCAAGCCCCAUCCAACCUGGCCUUGGACACUUCCAGGGAUGGGGCAGCCACAGUUUCUCUGGGCACCCUGUGCCAGGGCCUCACCACCCUCUUUGGUGGGGUUUGGGUCCUUACAAAGGCUGCAGAGACAUGACAGGAACAGAAUUCCCUGGAGUCAGACGGUGCAGGUGACUCAGCAAAGCAAAGAGCUGGAGUGCAGGGGGCAGCCUGAGUGUCUUUGGGAAGGGAAAUCUCAUAUGGGAGAAUCUUAUGUGUUAUUUCCUCUUGUGUGGACCCUGAUUUAAGUGGGACUGCAGGAAAGGAAUGACCCAAGGCUGAGUGUCACAGCAGGUGACUGCCUGGCGAGUUUGCUGCAGUGCCACGCUGUGCAUGGGAUCAAAACCCAAUAGUCAGCUUGUGGAAGACAGCUGUGAGGGGAAUGUCGGUUCUUACUCAGAGCAAAACUUGGCUGUUCUGUCAUUACUGAUUGCAGCUCGGGGCUUGCAGCAAUUUCAGGUUGACAGGAAGGGAACCUGUAAGGUGCUUAAAACAAACAAACAGAACGAAACCAGCCAAAUGCUGUGUUUGUGUUCCUAAAAUGGCCAGUCAAAAUCUGAUUUCAUCAUUCUGUGAAAGACAGAAAUGUGUUGAAUAUCAAAUCUAAGUUAGGAUAUACUGCUAGGAGUUUUCCAGGAAGAAGUGCUGCCUGGUGACAUUACAAAUGCUGUGGUUUGGUGUUUUAUGGGUGGAAAAUGAGUUCAACCUUCCAUCACACUGAUUUUUAAAUGGUUUCUGUCACCAGCCUUCACCCACCUGACUGUGUGUGGUUCUCUGUGCUCGUCAGGCACAGUUCUGUCACAGACAGCAGUUCUGCCUGACUGGUAAUGGUGGUUUAGCUGCACAAGUGUCACUGGUUUGGUUCAGAUCAGAUCUGUAAAUCUGUGCUGUGGCUUCAGCAGAAGAGGUUGGUCAGUCCCUCAUGAAGGUGAAGGGGGAGAAGGGAGUCUGAAUACCCACGAAUGAGCUGUGAUGGAUAACAAAGAUUCAGAAGCUGAGAUCCACCCUCUGAAGACUGAGGAUGCAAAAGCUCAGGAGAACCAUGAGAACUCCGUGGAGAGGAGGAUCAUCAGCAAGCAGACGGCGGGGCUGUCCCGGCUGUCCCGCUGGCGCACGGCCGCCUUCUUCGUCUCCUUGUUCCUCUGCCUGGUCAUUGUCUUUGCUUUCUCCUUUAUCAUCCCUUGCCCAGAGAGACCAGUGUCAGAAAAAACGUGGUUCCAAAACUACAACAACGCAGUGGCCUUCCAGUUCCUUGCUUUGGAAGAUGUGAACGAAGACAAAGUGCAAGAUGUCCUCUUUGUUUUCAAAGCCAGCAACGGCAGCAGCAGCUUCAACAGCUCCUGCUUGGAUGAAGGGCUGCCUUCUCCCUGUGCCUUUGUUGCUGCUGUGUCUGGCACGAACGGCAGGCCUCUCUGGGAGAGUCCUGCAGCCGAGGAUGUGGAGUGGCUGGAGUGUGGCAUCCAGCAGCUCGGCGGGGCGGGGGCCCCGGGCUGCCUGGUGGUGGGGAAGCCAGUGGCCCUGACAGCCCUUGACCUGCGGACAGGGGAGAUUCAGUGGAGACAGCCCAGUGACUUUGGAGCUAAUUACACUCUGCUGACUCCUGUGUCAGUGAUUCCAGAUGUGGAUAGUGAUGGAGUUCAGGACCUGAUAAUCUUUAUUGCUACAGGAAAGAAGAUUAAGAGCUUCAUCCAUUCAGGAAAGAAUGGCAAGCAGAUUGGCUCCACUGGCAGCCUGGCCGUGGAUGGGAGCGCUCGCUACAUCAGGCUGAACCUGGGCUCCUCCCCCUACUUCCUUUUCUAUACAGAAAACUCUCUCUAUGCAUAUUCUCUGAAAGAUCUGUACAAUGCAGCAACUGGGAUGGAAACUAAGCUUCCCAGCCUCCGGCAAGAUCCUCAGUGGGAGAAGAACAUUGACAGCCCCACGCACCGCGUAUCCCUUCUCAGCUCUGGAGACUUUCGCUACCUGGCAAAAAUUCCUGGGCAGCCACGGGAGAACAUCUUGGUUGUAGACUCAGAGAUGGCCACGCUGAUCAAUGGGAAGAAUCUCCAGACUCUGUGGACCCUCAAUGUGUCCCGUGCUUUGAGUAAGCCGCUGCUUGGUUACUACAAACCUGAUGUUCCUGGUAUUGUCCUGGAGAGUGAAAUUGGACCCAACAAGAAGAAGGUGAUGAUUGUUGAGAGUGCAUCUGGAGCAGUCCAGUGGGACCUGAAUCUGAACUCGGGAGCAGAGAGUCCUGAGCCAGCCACACUUUCCACUGCGGAUCACCGCUCCACCUUCCUCAUCUGGGGGGACUACGAGGAGCCAGGCAAUGAGACAAGAUCCACAGCUCCCCUCCAGAAGCUGUACCUUUUCCAUCCUUCCUACAAUAACGUCCUCUUGGAGCUCCGCAAUAACACAGACCAAAUAAUUGCAUUCAGCGCCGCGCUGUUUGAGCGGAGCCGUCACGCCUGCUACGUGCUGCUGAGGGGCCCCCGGCCCGGCCAGGAGCCAGGGCCCGUGUCUCUGAUGAAGAGGAAGCUGAAGGAGGAUGUGUCAGAGAGCAAAGUGAUCUGGCUGAACCAGGUGGCUGUGGACAGUGAGGAGUACAUCCGGAACCGCCUCUACAGGAUGCGAUUCCACAGCCGGGACUGAGCCUGCCCAGGGAGGGGGAGAGGCUGCCCAGGGCCAGGCAUCUCCAGGCUGCCUCUGCUCUGCAGCCGUGCUCUCAACAAGCCCAGAUCAUGGAUUCAGAUGGGAAGCUGCCUUUCUCGACCUGCAAACCAAAGCGUGGCUGGCAGGGAUGGGCCCCCAGUGUCUGGGGACACCCAGGCUGUGGGGGCAGCUGCCAGUGCAUCCAUCCUCAGAGCUGAUGGGACUUCAGUGCUUGGCCACCACUGAGGUGUCGUCAGCUCGGGGAAGAGGGCCCUCCCCUCCAUCCCUCUGUGCCCGCAGAACUGUGCUGACACUCAGGAGUGUGUCUGGAGGAAAACAUGUGCUUGCUGGGGAUGCUGGAGUGGAUGAUUUCUGGGGUGUUUGGAGCUCAAUGUGUGAUUUCCUUUCUGAGUCAGCUCUCCUGGCUGGGGGAGAGGUGCUUGGCUGCAGGUUGGUUUGCAAUCACCCCCUCCUGGAUUUGGGCCCUGCUUCAGUAGUGGUGGGUGAGUGUAGUGCCAGACCCCCUCCGUGCCUGUCCGUGGGGCCGGGGGUCACCUGGGCCAGCAGAGCACAGGUUAAAGUGUUGUUCUACUUAGAAAAUGGCCUUUUCUAUUAAGAACAGCCCCACAUGCCCUACUCUGCAGUCACCAGCCUGCCUGUGUCUGUCUCCUCUGCUGCUUCCUUCCCAAGCAGGCUGUGCAGUGUUGGUGACACCAAAAGGGAGCUGGUCUCCAUGUUCCUCCCUGCCCUCAGUCUCAUUAUAGGUGAUGAGCCCAGGGUGGCUGGUCCCUGGUGGUACCAACACCACCUCUCCUGAUUUAAAGGAGCCAGAGGAUCUAGGACAUUUUUUUUUCAGAGUAGAAUUGCACUUUAACCUUUCCUGGGAGCUGGGAUUGCUGCUCUGGGAAGCCCUGUACCCAAGUGGCAGUGCCAGCUCCCUGCUCAUUCAGCCUUGCAGCUGCUGAGGAGCCUUCUCCAAGCACUGUCCCCUCUGCCAGGAGGUGGGCAGGAGCUCCAUGCUGCUUCCCUGCCCUUGGAAUUGAAGUGAUGCUGGGUGGGGAUCCUCGGGUGCCUCUCUGCCCAGCCCAGUAUCCUGAGGGAUGGGACAGGUUGCUGUGAGGAGAUGACAUGUUCCUCCUGGAGAUCUGUGUAGCAUCAGGGGGUGUUUGCUCUGCCCUGUCCUGGUGGGUGCCAGUGCAGGCUGUAGAAACAAGGUGCAAAGCCUGGAAAAGGGAUUGAACUGCCUGCUCAGUCCUGAAGAUAAAAAUUAACCCUAAAAAUAACCUCUCACAGGCUCUGCCCCCUCUGCCUGGGGGGUGUUUGGCCAGUGCCUCGCUCCCCUGCCGAGUCUCACACUGGGGGAUGUGUAGAAACACUGUAGGAUGGGAAACAAUGCCAGGCUGUGCAGGGUCGGGCACUGGCUCUUCCCUUCAGCUGAGUCUGACUGUGCCACAGGGCAGCUGCUGUCACCAGGCUCUUGGCACAGCUUCAGCCUUCCCAGUCUGAAAGCACGAUGACCUGGGCUGCUGGACACACACCUCCUGCUUCCAGCUGGCCUGGUGGCUGCCUAAAGGAUGCCCUGGCUCCCUCUGCCCAGUGACCAAUAUCACAGGCAGUCAAGGGAGCCAGUCCUGGGGCAUCCUGGAUGCUCCCUGGCGAGCACACCACAACCUUCAAAGCACCUUGAGCUCAAAAUGGUGAGUUUCCCUCUCUUCCUCUCUUCACAGCCUGUUAUCUGAGGGAGUCUGGGGUAGCAGGGAUGUUCCCCUGCUGUGUCCCCCAGCCUGGGUUGCCUCUUUGCUCAGCACCUGAGGCCUGGCAGCCCCACAGGUCCCCAUGCCAGCAUUGCAGCCAUAAGAGGCUCCAAGGCCCUUCAGCCACCCGGGGCAGAGCAGGAGUGCAGCUGCAGGUGCUGGGCAGGGAAACCCCAGGCUUGCAUAUUAGUCCAGUCUGAGUGUUGGAUGUGAAUUGUAUCCCACUGAGAUUCCCCUGGCAGGGAGUGGGGUGCCUGGGCUGUAUUCUCACCACACUCUCCCUCCUCUGAUCCCUUUCCCAUAGGCACACUGAAUGUUCCUUCAGGGGAGCUGGAUUUUCAGCUUUGGGGAGCUUUUCUGGCUUUAAGUCGUCCAUUAAUGUUUCCAGGUACUUUGGAAACGCAGAUUUCCCUGUGGCAGCUCAACUAAACGCAUCAGUGCCAAACCAGCACCUUCUUAACAAAACCAGUCCUUUCUCCAGCUUAUUUUCCUGUGUAAUUGUUUUAUUUGCGGUAUUUCCUGAAUGACUUCGUGCCUUGAUUCAAUGACCCAGCUGGGUGGCGGUGGCGUAUUAUCACUGUGUUCUGUGUUAGCGUGAUUUUUAACACUGAGACUGUUUGGUUUGAUUCUUUAACUUAUUGCAAAUUGUGCCGUACAGGACUUGCUCUAACCGGAAUGGUUUCAAUAAACGCUCUUUUGCAUUGUUUGUAAA
Pseudopipra pipra is the source of this 5865-nucleotide messenger RNA. RefSeq names its product family with sequence similarity 234 member A (gene FAM234A). Lineage: Eukaryota; Metazoa; Chordata; Aves; Passeriformes; Pipridae. Gene Ontology annotation, molecular function: protein binding. The record is from RefSeq and is a predicted model, not a curated record. Bases 1741 to 3399 code for a protein of 552 amino acids. Gene Ontology annotation, cellular component: cell surface. The transcript has 12 exons.